Phyllostomus discolor (pale spear-nosed bat) is the source of this 554-nucleotide messenger RNA. RefSeq names its product WAP four-disulfide core domain protein 15A-like. Gene Ontology annotation, cellular component: extracellular region. Lineage: Eukaryota; Metazoa; Chordata; Mammalia; Chiroptera; Phyllostomidae. The record is from RefSeq and is a predicted model, not a curated record. The transcript has 3 exons. The coding region runs from base 179 to 433 and encodes 84 amino acids. Gene Ontology annotation, molecular function: peptidase inhibitor activity.
CCAGAGGUUAUUACAGAGCCUCUGGGGGCGGUGAAAAAAAAACAGCUGAUAGGAAAGGUCAAAUCAAGUCGCUCCUGACCUCGGGCGGUGGGACCUAACAGCGCCCCCUGCCGGCGGGCCCCUGCAUAGCAGAUAUAAACAGAUUGAGCCUCAACGUUCACCCACACGGAUCUGCAAGAUGAAGCGGAGCAGCCUCUCUGCACUCACCAUGACCUUCCUCCUCCUCCUCCUCCGCCUCCACGUGGCGCAGCCUGGGAGGACGAAAGCCGUGAACAAACCUGGAUACUGCCCAGAGUUCACACUUUCCUGCCCUUUCAUGAUGUUACCUCUGUGCCAUCGCGACAAAGGUUGCAAGAAGUCCAAGAAGUGCUGUUUCUACAAUUGCCGUAACCAGUGUAUGGACCCGUGGUUUGAAGUAGAAACCCCUUCUUAACCAGGCCAGAGAAGACACUGGUGACCCAGGCUCAGACCCGGAUGACUGGUCUCCAGUUCUCCCAGGUUCUGCUCGCCCCCAAGGCCUCCUUUUGUCCGAGCUCAGUGCUUAUUCGUAUGAC